AUGGUGGACUGGGCUAACGUUAGAUGGUGGGUGGCGUUUGUCACCUCCAAUAUUUUUGGGGGCCUCAGUCCCGCUAAAGAUUGGGUCAAGCACCUGGUCCCUGUCCUCUGGCCCAAGGAUAAGGCCAAAGCCAAUCUUGAACCAGUGGCCGAGCGGAGCGCCCAGACGAUUAGCCGCCUCGAGGGCUUGGAGCCACUGCUGACCAAUGUCAGUGACCUCUGUUCCUCCCUAGAAGCACAGGGCACCCGCGCGAAAGAGCAGGUCUCCCUUUUGGACAAGCGGGAAAUCCACUUGAACGAAAGACUUCGGUUAGAACGGUGGUUGCACACAGGACUUACAGAGACACUCUCCCAGCGCAUCCGUGAUGCUUUCCAACUGAUGAUCAUAGAUGGACAGCCAUCUCUUCUACACGGAUGUUCAAUACCAAAUAUCCCGGAAGUAUCCGCUGACCUUGCCAUAACGGUCACUUUCAACGAGAACAAGCAGCUGGAAGCCCAGACAUUGUAUCAUGUGCACAUAUGCUAUACGCCCAUCGAAUUUUUAACUGAAGAGCAAAGAGAGCGCAAAGUAGAGGCGUUCAAGCGAGGCUACACGACUUCGUAUGAUCCAACUGAUUUUGUGCUAAAGGAAGAGCAAAUGGCGGACUGGAACACGCUCCAUCCUUAA
Aspergillus pseudonomiae is the source of this 666-nucleotide messenger RNA. RefSeq lists its product as uncharacterized. The transcript is spliced from 4 exons. Bases 1 to 666 code for a protein of 221 amino acids. The record is from RefSeq and is a predicted model, not a curated record. NCBI's taxonomy places the organism in Eukaryota, Fungi, Ascomycota, Eurotiomycetes, Eurotiales, Aspergillaceae.